Molecule: messenger RNA, 237 nt
Organism: Necator americanus (New World hookworm)
Lineage: Eukaryota; Metazoa; Nematoda; Chromadorea; Rhabditida; Ancylostomatidae
Exons: 2
Coding region: 1-237 (78 amino acids)
Source: RefSeq, a predicted model, not a curated record
AUGAGCAAUGCAGUGCGAGCAAGCUUACGACAGGCAGGUCUGCAAGACUCAGUCAGAGUAGUGGACAUACCACCUGUAAACCUGAAGCAGCAGCUAGUCCGCAAUCGCGCAUAUGACGGACUUUGUGAGACACCGAAUUGCAUCGUUUGUCCAAACGGGAGGCAGGGCUCUGAAGAAGGCGACGACGCCGAAACGUUAGCCACAAUAAAGAUCAAUAACAAUCUUGGUUCUGCUUAA